AUGAGACAUUUCUAUUUCUAUUCAGAUGAAAUAGUACUAAACGGUAUUAGAGUAUCAAACAUCAAUAUAGAUUUGCCAACUGAUUAUCUAUUUUCUUAUAAUUCUCAAACAAGAAUAUUCACUAUUCAUAUUUCAGAUACUAGCAAGUAGAACUAUGGAAAUAUGUCAUUAUUUUCAAAUUCUCACUUUGAAAAUAUAAAUGGAGAUUAUGGUUCUAUUGGAAGUAUUUAUAGUUUUGAAAGAUAACCAGCUAUCCAUCUUAUAAUAUUCAAUACAACUAUUAUCAAUUCACAUGCAACUACUUAUGGAGGAGCAUUUGUUAUAUAAGAUUUACCUUUGAGUAGCUUUAAUCUAACAUUCUUGAGAUGCAAUUUUAAGAAUGUUCGAGGAACUGAAUAUGGUGGAAUACUCUAUGCAAUAGGAUCUCAAGAUUAUAAGGCGAUUAAUUUGGUGGCAAUUAAUAGCUCAAUUAUUGAGGAUACUAGUCAAAUUAGCAUUGGGCCUUAAUUUAUCUUUGGAAGUGCUUAUAGAGGUGGAUCAAUUUACCUGGACUAUACUACUUAAUAAUAUGGUUUAGAAAAAAAAAGUGUAGAUCUCGAUAUCAGCUACUUUUUUAUUCUGAAUUCUACCUCAUUUUCAGAUGGAGGAUUCUUAUAUGUGAGCGGAAAUAUAAAGCUAUAUCUAAAGCUUUAAUUAACAAAUUUUGAAGAGAUAUCAGCAUCCAUCAUGGAGAAAGAAUUUGAUAAUAUUUAAGGAACUGUAGUUGGUGGUGGUUUUGCUAGCCUUAUCUUAGACGAAUUAGAUAUCUUUAUAUUUAAGUGCUCAUUCACCAGGAUAGGUUCAUUCAGAUAGGGUGGAGGUAUCUUUCUAAUCAAAAGUGAUAAAGUAGCAAUUGAAUUUUCAAAUGUAGAAAUUUUAGAGGUUUUAGCUCAGACUUAAGGAGGAAUAAUGUAUGUUAAAGCUUAAAACUAUGAUAUUAAAUUUCAAAAUGUAUCAAUCAGAUGCAAUUCUUCAAAUGAUUAUAAUCCGAACUUUGCCUAUAAUAAAGCAACUCUUUUUUAUCUUGAUGCUAGUAAUGACUUGAUUUCUAGAUUUGUUGGGAAAUUCAUAAAUUAUGAAAACUGUGGAACAGCGAAUGAAGGUGGUAUAUUUAAUCUUAAUAAUAAUGCUUUGCUAAAUGUAACUAAUACUAACUAUACAAAUAUAUCUGCUUCAAAAGGUGGAAUUAUCUAUUGUACUUAAUGCUAGAUCAUUAUACAUCACUCGUUAUUUACUGCCAUAGAUGCCUAGUAUGGCUCCAUAAUUUAUAUCAAUGGAAAUACGAUGAUUCAUGUUGAAGAUUCUGUAUUUUUGAAGAAUUCAGCUUACUAUGCUGACGAUGAUUCAUGUUGA
Molecule: messenger RNA, 1392 nt
Organism: Stylonychia lemnae
Lineage: Eukaryota; Ciliophora; Spirotrichea; Sporadotrichida; Oxytrichidae
Source: the annotation of a GenBank genome assembly